Molecule: messenger RNA, 429 nt
Organism: Nematostella vectensis (starlet sea anemone)
Lineage: Eukaryota; Metazoa; Cnidaria; Anthozoa; Actiniaria; Edwardsiidae
Product: fucolectin-6-like
Exons: 2
Coding region: 10-429 (139 amino acids)
Source: RefSeq, a predicted model, not a curated record
UGUGUUUUAAUGUCCCAGAUGUUAUUUGCCAACCAAGAUCGGGAUGGAGUCGUCCAUCAGGUGUUUUACAAAGAGCUGGUCGCCCGAUAUGUGCGUAUUCAUCCGACAACAUUCCAAGGCAAAGCGUGCAUGAGAGGAGAGCUGUACGGAGUCAAGACCAUUACAGAAAAUAUCGCAUUGGGCAAGCCAACAAAUCAGUCAAGUACGGCAUGGGAUGGCGUCCAAUCACGUGCUGUGGAUGGCAACCGUAACUCUGCUUGGGUAGGGGGAUCAUGUACACAUACAGAUAAUGAAGCUGCGCCCUGGUGGCAAGUGGACCUCGAAACAACCAAGUCCAUCGCUGAAGUACUCAUAGUCGCCAGAGGUGACUCGUCAGUUCAUCGCCUUUGGAGCAACACUUUCGAGCUUCUUAUCGGUGCGUUCCACUAA